AUGAAAAGAAAGGAAAACAACUUCCGCUUUCAGUAUACGAAAAAAGUUGAAGAGGAGCUAAAUCAUAUUUGUCAAUGGGCUUGCUUUCAAAAGCAGAAUGUUGUCAUUUUAGGAGAUCUAAAUUUGGACAGACUAAAAUUGGAUCAUGCUGAGGGGAAAAUCCUGAAGGAUUUAGAAGAAAUCAACAAUCUACAAUGUAUAACUGAAGCUACCCGAGUUACAGAACAUUCUGAAUCCCUUUUGGAUGUUAUUUUAACAAACAAUCCUGGUCUAUUUAAGAAAUGUGGAACUUAUCAACCGGAAAUGAGUGACCACCAUCUGGUAUUUGCAGAAAUGACCGAGAAAGUUCACAAACACAAGACCCAUACCAUUACUUUCCGGCAGACAAAACAUACAGAUUUUGAACAACUUAACCGGGACUUGGCGGCCGCUCCUUGGCAUGUUGGAGAGAUUUUUAGUAAUGUAAAUAAUCAAUAUGAUUAUUGGAAAGGUUUGCUUAAAAGCAUGGUCGAUUUACAUGCACCCAUUCAGAAGAAACGUGUCCGAGAGCGAGAUAUACCCUAUAUGACUCCAGAGUGGAAACAAGCUAUUAGAAACAAAAGAAAAUUUGCCAUUCAGUUUGCAAAAGACCGUUCUCCUGAUAACUACGAACUUAAACGUAAAUACAGGAAUAUUGCAACACGGGAACGAAGAAAAGCGAUAAAGUCAUAUUGGCUAAGAAAAUCAGAAGAGCUGAAGUCUAAACCCGGUGAAUUCUUUAAUACAUUCAAACCAUUUAUCAGCAGCAAGACAAAAGAUACCAAUGUCAUCUGCUUAAAAUCUGAUGAUGAAGAGGUUGAAAAAGAUCAAAAAGUGGUAGCUGAACUCCUGGCAGACCACUUCAACACAGUAGCAGCUAAUAUUGGAGGCAAUCAUGUGAUCAACCUUUCUGAGAAUGAUCAUAGGAAUCACAGCAGCAUCAGGAUUAUUGAAAGUAAGCAUAGAGGAAAUAAGUUUGAGUUCAAUGACUUUAGUAAAGAGGAAGUACAGAGUGCACUUGAAAAUCUCAACUUAAGAAAGUCAUAUGGGUGGGAUGUGACAGCACUGCCAAAACUGCUCAAGGGAAUGGCACCAUCUCUGACUAGGCUGUAUAAUAAAUGUAUUAAUUCAGGCGAAUGGCCAUCUGAAUGGAAGAGAGGUGAGUGGACACCAGUGUUUAAGAAAGGCAAUAGGCAGGAUAAGAUGAACUACCGCCCAAUUACCUCACUGAUAUGUGUGAAUAAGAUCUUUGAACAGAUACUUAGCAAACAGUAG
Messenger RNA from Dendronephthya gigantea, 1293 nucleotides. RefSeq lists its product as uncharacterized. The transcript has a single exon. Gene Ontology annotation, molecular function: catalytic activity. Lineage: Eukaryota; Metazoa; Cnidaria; Anthozoa; Malacalcyonacea; Nephtheidae. The record is from RefSeq and is a predicted model, not a curated record. The coding region runs from base 1 to 1293 and encodes 430 amino acids.